CGAUGGUGUCGCGCUGAGUGGCUUCUCAGGCUCAGGCCCCGAAAAGCUCAGGAAUUGGCCCCAGGUGUCCGUAGCGAAUGCCCGGCCGGGUACCAUUUCCAUAUUAGCAAAUCCCAAGCGGCGGUGCGAUCGGCAGCUUCUCAGUGCUCCGCUGGCCAGGCCUAACGAGUCGAACGCGGAACUAGAGAGCAGGCUAGGCCCGUGCGGGGCUGUUGCUUAGCAGGCCGGGCCUGGCUUUGGGCCCCGGGCCUCCCAGCCGGGGACUUUGCGCCUGCGCCCGUCCGGCGGCUGCCGGCUCUCCCGGUGCGGCCGCGGUCCCAGCAGCAGCGCGCCGCCUGGGUGGCUGGGCGGUCCAUGGGCAGCAGCGAGGGCCACGAUGACAGAUUACGGCGAGGAGCAGCGCAAUGAGCUGGAGGCUCUAGAGUCCAUCUACCCCGACUCCUUCACAGUAUUAUCAGAAAAUCCACCCAGUUUCACCAUUACUGUGACAUCUGAGGCUGGAGAAAAUGAUGAAACUGUCCAGACUACCCUCAAGUUUACAUACAGUGAAAAAUACCCAGAUGAAGCCCCUCUUUAUGAAAUAUUCUCCCAGGAAAAUCUAGAAGAUAGUGAUGUCUCAGACAUUUUAAAACUAUUAGCAUUACAGGCAGAAGAAAACCUUGGUAUGGUGAUGAUCUUUACUUUAGUGACAGCUGUACAAGAAAAAUUAAAUGAAAUAGUAGAUCAAAUAAAAACCAGAAGAGAAGAAGAAAAGAAACAAAAAGAAAAAGAGGCAGAGGAAGCUGAAAAGCAAUUAUUUCAUGGCACUCCUGUUACAAUUGAGAAUUUCUUAAGCUGGAAGGCCAAGUUUGAUGCAGAACUCUUGGAAAUUAAAAAGAAACGAAUGAAAGAAGAAGAACAAGCAGGAAAAAAUAAAUUAAGUGGGAAACAGCUCUUUGAGACAGAUCAUAAUCUUGACACAUCUGAUAUCCAGUUUCUGGAAGAUGCUGGAAACAAUGUGGAGGUAGAUGAAUCUCUGUUCCAAGAAAUGGAUGACUUGGAGCUAGAGGAUGAUGAGGAUGAUCCAGACUAUAAUCCUGCUGACCCAGAAAGUGAUUUGACUGACUAAUGGACUGUCCCCAGCUGCAGAGAGGUGUGACUGCCACAGCAUCUGUGGUUGUGCUGAGGUGUUGAUUUUUCUUUCUUUUUUUCUAAGAAAAAAUAAUUUUCAGGAGAAUAUUCUUCUGAUAGCUUUCAUCAUUGAACUUAAUAAACUGACCUUAAAGUUUCAAAUAUAAAA
Lontra canadensis (Northern American river otter) is the source of this 1279-nucleotide messenger RNA. It is a transcript of the gene RWDD1, whose product is annotated as RWD domain containing 1. Gene Ontology annotation, molecular function: protein binding. Bases 377 to 1108 code for a protein of 243 amino acids. Gene Ontology annotation, biological process: cytoplasmic translation. The transcript is spliced from 7 exons. NCBI's taxonomy places the organism in Eukaryota, Metazoa, Chordata, Mammalia, Carnivora, Mustelidae. The record is from RefSeq and is a predicted model, not a curated record.